AGUGCCCGCAACAUCGAGAAAAAAAGGAAGCAUGUUCUCGAACUUAGUUAUUUACAUUUCAAGCUCAACAUCGCUACUAAUCAACCAUUCACAGAUGUUGUGGGUGAACUUGAUGUUCAUGCUGCAGAUGCCUGGCAAAAGGCCUGUGACGAGCUGUGCAUUGACAUGGAAAUUGAUCCAAUUGACCAACAGAUCAAAGAUUGUGUCACUCAGGUUCGCGGACAGGUGAAAGACAUUGCACGCUCACUAGUAAUGAAGACCUAUGGAUUUGUGAGCAUUGAAGAUUGCGAAGAUGAGGAAGGGGACGAUGAAAUAAAACUCACACAGCAAGCAAAUUGUGAACUAUACAAGAAGCUCAAGACCAAAUCAACAUUUGCCUACCUGGACCCAAACGACAAAACAAUCCCAAACAGCCUGUACCGCAACAAGAUCACCAGCAAGAUCAUCAAUAAGCAAUUUUUUUCAGAUGCACAUGCAGAUGGUGUGAAGUAUCCUCAAUACUUCACAGACGGCAUUCCCCUCAAACUCAUUGCAUUUGUCCUCACUGCAGUUGAACUAGCAUUGGACGAGUGGCAUACAGGCCAGUUUGAAAAGGUGGAAUUCAAAGGGAAGAAGUAUGAAAAAGUGUACAACCGUCAUUUGGACGACCUUCAAUGCUGGAAGACCUUCACCAAAGAACGAGGGGAUCCUCUUGCACAGAAGCUGCAGAACAGUCUGCUGGAGAGAGCGAGGUGA
Molecule: messenger RNA, 735 nt
Organism: Suillus discolor
Lineage: Eukaryota; Fungi; Basidiomycota; Agaricomycetes; Boletales; Suillaceae
Exons: 4
Source: RefSeq, a predicted model, not a curated record